This is a messenger RNA of Salvia miltiorrhiza (redroot sage), 669 nucleotides long. RefSeq lists its product as uncharacterized. Lineage: Eukaryota; Viridiplantae; Streptophyta; Magnoliopsida; Lamiales; Lamiaceae. The record is from RefSeq and is a predicted model, not a curated record. The coding region runs from base 1 to 669 and encodes 222 amino acids. The transcript has 2 exons.
AUGGGUGGGGGAAGUGUGGGAAUGGGAGGUAAGAAAGAUGGAUGGAGAUGGAAGCCGACAAAAGAUGGAGUUUUUUCAAUCAAAUCGGCGUACGAAACUAUUGAAACGACGAAAGGGGAGCCUGAUGCGGGUAACAGUGAAGCGUUGGCUAAAGUUUGGGAAGCGCCGACUCCACAUAAUGCAAGGGUGACUGCAUGGAGAAGCUUGAGAAACAGGUUGGCGACGUGCGACAAUCUGGUGAAAAGGAAUGUUCCGAUUGAAAUUGAAGAAAGAUGGUGCAAUGCUUGUGUGGGUUAUGAGGAGACAGUUGAGCAUUUUCUUCUACAUUGCCCGAAAGUUGAGCUCGUGUGGGAUCAAAUUCAGCAGUGGUUAAAUAUCAAAACGGUUAGACCUCGUGGCUUGCUCGAUCACUUCAUGUCCUUUAUUUACGGUGGCAGAGGGAAGAAGAACAGGAAAUUCCUUCAAGCGCUUUGGGUGGGGACUAUUUGGAGUGUGUGGAAAGGGAGGAAUGACAGCAGGUUUGAUGGAAAGGUUUGGGAUGCUCAUAAACUUGUGUUAGAAAUUAAGGGUAGAAUGUGGAGUUGGAAUAAGACUUUCCAAAUUGUGGAGUCGAGUGUUCCCUUCUCAAUGUGGUGCUCUCGUGAGUACACGCUACCUUUCUUGUACUAA